This is a messenger RNA of Laccaria bicolor S238N-H82, 3792 nucleotides long. RefSeq lists its product as uncharacterized. Gene Ontology annotation, biological process: cell surface receptor signaling pathway. The record is from RefSeq and is a predicted model, not a curated record. Gene Ontology annotation, molecular function: protein binding. The coding region runs from base 1 to 3792 and encodes 1263 amino acids. Lineage: Eukaryota; Fungi; Basidiomycota; Agaricomycetes; Agaricales; Hydnangiaceae. The transcript has 5 exons.
AUGGGGAGAUUUCCAAGGCGUAACGACCCAUAUCCUUGUGGGGCCGUGAUCUUCUAUGGGAGAUCAGGGCAAAAGACUCAGCAGAUGGUGUCCAUCCCAAUUCCCGAUAGCACUUCCAAGAGGGCUUCGAACACUUAUUCGGACACUGAUUCCUCAAAGACAUUGGGAAGUGUCGAUUCAGGAACUUUGGUCACUACAUCGACUUCUGGAUCUUUGAAAACAGAUUCACAACCUGGCUCUCCCCCCAAUGAUGUCCCCCCCACACUCGCGUCAAUGGUCUCAGCUCAAACUGACUCUGCUGCUACCAAUGGCCACGAUACCAUCGUAGCCAAUUCGGCGACCAUGCUUUCGCUUCUGGCCGAAGUCUCCGACCUCUUCUCCAACGUUCCGUACGUGAAGGUUGUAGCUGGAGUCGUGAAACAAAUCAUUGAUAUUUCAAAUCAAGUCCGCACCAACCAGGAGAGGUGCAAAGAGCUGGUGGAAAAGGUGAUGAGCUACUCUCGCGUUGUUUUCACUGCGUUGCUCGCGACGCAGAAGGAUUCUUCGACCGGGCUCGACGACCUUAAGGAGGAUUUAUUGCAGAUAGCUAGUGUUUUGGAGGCGAUAUAUACAGGCCUCGCUUCCUUUUCAAAUCAGACGAUGCUUUCCCGUUUAGAUCGCCUCAUUAACCGCGACGCCGUUGCGGGUAACAUGAUGGUUCAAGACCGUAGAUUGGAUACCGCUAUCACCUCUUUUCAAUUGAAGUCUUCUAUUGUGUUACGCACUACGAAAAUCGCAGAGGGUGUAUCAAACGAGGAACGGUUCAAGCCACAGUCGCUGGAUGUCCCCCGUCCGCGUUUAACAAGGCUUCGAUCCAAGCCACAGAUUAUGUUUGGUCGUGACCAUGAGAUUGAGACGCUUGUAGCUGCCGUUUUGAAGCAUGACUACUCAGAUGAUAUCAAUCAUCUGACGAGAAUAGCCAUAUUGGGAGCCGGAGGUAUAGGCAAGACAUCGCUAGCCCUCUCUGUCCUGCACGACGCAAGAGUUCAAACCAAGUAUGGGGAUGCCAGAGUCUUCGUCUCAUGCGAAGCAGCAUCGUCCCCUGAUCGGCUUGUCAAUGAACUGGCAGUUGCGUUACAGAUAAAGACAGAGGAUGUAACAGACCUACUUUUGGACGCCAUUCUUCGACAUUUAGCUCUGAAUCCAUGUAUCCUUGUCCUUGACAAUUUCGAGACAUGUUGGGACCCCCCAGAAUAUCGGUCGGAUGUCGAGCUCAUGCUCAACGAAAUCACUGCGAUUUCGCAUGUCGUAGUCAUGAUUACCUUGCGUGGAUCGCAACGCCCAGCCGGAGUUGAGUGGUCCAACCUCAUGCCCCCGCUACAGCCAGUAGAUCUGGAUUCUGCAUCUUCUAUCUUCCACACCAUCUCGCAGAAACUGGACUCUCAUGCGGUCAACCUUAUGAAAGCUGUUGACUGCGUGCCGUUGGCAGUGACCCUCUUAGCCAAUCUAGCGGCGGUCGACGGGGAAACGACGGAGGCACUAUGGGCGCGCUGGACAGAGGAGAGCACGGCGAUGGUGGAAGGCGGCCAAGAUCGACUCUCAAGCCUCGAGGCAUCUGUUCGGUUGUCCCUCUCUAGUCCAAGAUUGAACAAGGACCCUGAUGCGCUUUCGUUCCUCAGCGUUCUCGCUUGCCUUCCUGACGGAAUGUCGAGCUGGGCACUGCAUGCGUGUGAGAGGGGCCUUCCUAGUGUCGUCAGGGUGAAGAAGGCGGUAUCAACUUUGCGCCAGAAUUCGCUAGUAUUCGAGGAUCCCGAUCAUCGUAUCCGAAUUCUUAGCCCCAUUAGAUUAUAUGUCUGUGCUCACCAUCCACCAUCUUUCGAAGCACGCUCUUUCCUGCAGGACGUCUUCAUUGGGCUUGCAUCUCAGGGAACUUCAUACGGCGAUGCCAGCAUCCGUAAACGUUUCAGUGAGGAGACAAGUAACGUCGAGACCAUGCUCAUUGACGCAUUAAAGUCCGGCAGGCCUUUGGAUAAAACGGUGGAGGCGGUCCUAAGCUUUAGCCAUUUUGCCUACACUUCUGGAUUGGGCACUUCGGGAGCGAUAUCCGUUGCAGUAGACCGUUUAGCUGAGUCGCAAGUCAUCGGUAAAACCGUUACUCCUCUUACUUCCCCGGGACUACCGGUGAACCUAUCAAAACCGAAUCUGCUUCCACGGGUGAAGCUCUUCAAAUUUUUGACGAAACCUGCCAUGUCGCCUCCAACUGUGGUAAACCCGGCGGCAGUGGAUCUCACCUUGAAGCUCCGUGGGGAUUGUCUGGGAUGUUGGGGACAACUCGCGAGUAGGAAAUCUUGUUUCCUUCAAGCCGAGGAGAAGUUCACGCUUGCUGUGAAGCUACAUCUUGAAGCUGGAGACGUAUCUGGGCAAGCGUAUGACCUUCACAAUCUCGGUUGUCUGUUGUUGAGAGACAAGUCCAAGCUGGACCAGUCGAAGGCCCAGUUUGAGCGGGCCAUGGGGCUUCACGACCAGAUUGGGGAUAAAUCAGGCAAAGCCUAUGACCUCAUAGGUGUGGGUCGUGUUUUCCUGGAAAGAUAUGAGUACGCCAAUGCACAAACGGCGAUUUCGGAUGCUUUACAAAUUUUCGAUGAUAUUGACGAUGAAGUUGGUCGUGCGUUUGCAUUCAAUAGCAUGGGAAUCGUAAUGCAGGUGUCCUGCAACGCCGUCAAGGCCCACCAUUUCUUCACACAAGCUCUUAGGAUCAAUUCGGACAUGGGCGACACUGUCGGCCAGGCAGAGAGUUUAGCUGGAUUGGCCUGCAGCCUUUUGCUGCGUUCACAAUUUGCCGAAGCCAAAGUCGCGGUAGACAAGGCACUCGCCCUCAGAGCGCCACAUAUCAAUCCAGACCACCUUCAUCUUCUCGGAAGGGUUUUAAUCGCACUUGCUCAAUAUGAUGAAGCCGAGAAGGUUUUAACCCUCUCAAAGGAUCUUCAUGAGGAAGUGGGCAACGUCUUGGGCUAUUCUGAUGACAAUUUGUAUCUGGCAGACAUCUCCUUGUGGCGGGGUCAACGUGAAGUGGCGGAAAACUUUAAAAAUGAUGCGAAGUAUGGAUAUGAACAGGAGGACAAUCUGGUCGGACUGGCGGACACCCUUGUGCUCGAUGGGGUUCUGCACUUGCGAAAGCCUGAUCUGCCAGCAGCGCAAGACUCUUUCCAAGAGGCACUGAAACUCUACGUCCAGAUGUGCUGCCCCCUUGGGCAAGCGAUCGGCUUAUACCACCUGGGUCUCUAUUUUCUCCGUGUUGCAAAUUUUGAACAUGCGGUGGAGAGCUUCCAAGAGGCUCUUCGUUUGCAUACACAAACCGGCAAUAUACAAGGGCAGGCGGCCGAUUUGAACAAAAUUUCCGAGGUUUAUCUGCAGCAGGGCUCCAUUCAGGAAGCAUUGACCAGAAUAUCUGACGCACUGGCAAUGCAUAUACAAAUCGGAGAUGUCGCUGGACAAGGAGACGAUGUUUACAUUCAAGCGGGCAUAUUCUUGCAGGAGUCAAGGUUUGACGAUGCCGAGAAAACAAUACGGAAAGCCCUGGACUUGCACACGCAAGUUGGUGAUGUUUAUGGGCAGGCCAGAGACAGGGCGACGUUGGGCUCUAUUUUAUCGUGGCAAUUUAGAAAAGGACGUGACUCUUGGAAUUCACAGGAUGAGGAACACGCCAUCGAGGCUAUUGCAGAGGCGAUGCAAUUGUUUAGACGUGCUGGUGCGCACGGAGAACAGCAAGAGUGUUACGAUGAGUUACUUGACACUUACGAUUAUUGGUACUAG